AAAAAAAACAUCUAAAAGAUUAUACAAUCCUACCUUUCACUAAAAAAAACAAGUUCAUACAAUCAAAAAAUUUAAGAAACAAUCUAAAAAGAAUUAACACACACACAGCCCGCAUCCGAAAGAGCGCAAAACCAAAAAAGGGUUUCCCGCCACGAGAGAGUAACGGAAGGGGAAAUUACGCGGGGGAGACUUUAUCGUACCUCUGUUCGCAGCAGCAGAAAAGGAAUCCACCUCACGGCGACGUUACCAGAGAAGCACAUGGCCAUCAUCGCGUGCAGAACCGGCCGGCGGUGGGUGCCGCACAAUCUGCUGACGGCGAGAGUAACCAAUCACCGAUCGAAUUUGUUCGCAGAAAUCCGGUUCAGAGGAUCAAACCAACAUAUAUCCGGUUCACGGUUAAGCAACCGGUCCGUCCGGUCCGGUUCGGUUCACUAAUCACAACGCAAAAUCGAAAAUUUUCUUGUUUUGCACGAGUCUGCAUGUUCACUAUAAAUUCUACCUUACUUCAUUGUCGUUCCAUACACUUGUUUCCCACUCGUUUCUUCAUCUUCAUUACUCUUCUUCGUCUAACUGCAAUUUUCUUCAUCAUGGACCGGAAACUUCCCAACGAAGAACUCUUACAAAUGACUAUAUAUGAUUACUUCAAGAAGAGAAAUUUGCUAAACCUUGCUGAAGCUCUCCAAAGAGAAACUCGACUCAAUGAAGAAAUACCCAAUACAAUGGAACGACCACCACAUGGAUACUUGUACAACCUCUGGAGUUCAUUGUUGUCAGUAUUUGAUAAACCCCCAUAUAAGCAAUGGGUGGACCGGGCUCUAGCACAAGAGAAGGCCAUGGAUGAUGCUGCAGCAAUCAACACUAUCCCUCGGAUACUUCGGGAAAAAUAUUGUAUUAGACACCUUGAAGGCAAAUUUUUAUGAAUUGCAUAUUGCUAGUGGUGAAUUUGUUUAUGAAAUUGAGAUCACAAUUUUUGUUCUUUAGUUGAUUCGGUGUUUUCUUUAAUUUGUAACUCAAGGUUUUGAAAGCGGUCAGACACUUUUGUCCUGCGAUAUUUCAUCGGAUGGAAAUAUCGUAGCAAGUGGUGGGAAUGGGAUGAAGCCUUUCAUUUGCUUCGUGGGAACUCGUCAUUCUGUUGCUUCAGUCGAGUCACAUUCAUCUACCAUCUUAGAUGUUAGAUUUCAACCAGGAACUAAUAUAUUUGCAACAGCUUCAGCUGAUACGACAGUAAAGCUAUGGGAUGCAAACAAACCUAAGACAGCGUUGUCCGAUUUUGUUGGUCAUAAUUGGAGGGUAAGAUCACUGGACUUCCACCCAUCAGGCAGAUUUCUUUGCUCAUCCGAUGCCGAGGAUGUAAUUAAAGUAUGGGAUGUCAAUCAGCAAGUCCUUUUUGGCACCCAUGAGGUAGGUGGAAGCAAAGUGAGAUUUCAGCCUGGAUCUGGGAGUCUUUUGGCUGUUGCCAAUCGAAAUGUUAUUGCCAUACUUGAUUCUAGUAGUUAUAAGUUUCUUUACCAUCUUAUGGGACAUGACAACGACGUUUAUUCCAUAUGUUGGGAUGUCACUGGAAGCAUGAUUGCUUCUGUCAGCGACGAUGGUGUACGUGUCUGGUCGGUGCUUAAGAAUGGACAAUGCCUUUAUAACUAUCGUUUAAGCCACGGGAGGUUUCAAUCUGUCAUAUUCCAUCCUCGAUACAAUGACGUCUUAGUUGUUGGUGGCUUUAUGAGCUUGGAAGUUUUGAUUCUUGAAAAAGCGAAAAUAUGUAUUGCACGUGGCCCUUCUCUAUCAAUUAAUGGACUAGCAGCUACUACGGCGCAAAGUGAAUGCAUUGCAUCAGUUAGCAAUCAAUCUAAUUCUAUGGUGAAUAUAUGGAAAUGAUGUUUUAGUUCUAGUUAUUGUCUCUGUUCUUUGGUGUAAAUUCCUCCUCUGCUUCAGUUUUUAGGAAUUGUUGGAUAAUCUGUGUAUAUGGACAAAUUGUAGCUAGUCGCAAAGUGAAUUUUUUUUUGGUAAUUUUGGUUUACACUUUUAUGUAUAAAGAUAAACCACUUUUGUUGUUAUUAUUAGAUUGAAAGAGCAACAUAAUGGUCCAUAUUUGAUGGUUAGUAAUAAAUCCAUUU
This is a messenger RNA of Vicia villosa (hairy vetch), 2111 nucleotides long. Its product is annotated as transcriptional corepressor LEUNIG_HOMOLOG-like. NCBI's taxonomy places the organism in Eukaryota, Viridiplantae, Streptophyta, Magnoliopsida, Fabales, Fabaceae. The transcript is spliced from 8 exons. Gene Ontology annotation, molecular function: protein binding; transcription corepressor activity. The record is from RefSeq and is a predicted model, not a curated record. Bases 1093 to 1872 code for a protein of 259 amino acids.